AUGACUCAACCAUCGGUUCCAUCUUCUCCUCCGCCUCUACCACCACCUCCACCACCAACCGCUCCACCGUCACAACCUUCCGACGGCGGCGUUCGUGUCCGCUGUGCCGGUUGCCGCAUGAUCUUGACCGUGGCGCCCGGGCUGACCGAAUUCGCUUGCCCGACCUGCCGAAUGCCGCAGAUGCUUCCGCCGGAACUCAUGGCUAGGGUCCACCAAACGGCACCGUCAACGUUGCCGUUAACUCCUCCUUCACAGAACUUGCCCGCUCAUGGCAUUGAUCCUACUAAGAUCCAGCUUCCUUGCGCUUCCUGUAAGGCAAUCCUCAACGUUCCUCAUGGCCUCUCGCGGUUCUCUUGUCCUCAAUGUAAAGUUGACCUCGCCGUCGAUCUCUCUAAGAUUAAACAGUUCUUGCCUCCGCCUUCGCUUGAAGAAGUUAACGAGGUUGCUGUUGAAGUGGAGCGGGAUGAAGAUGAAGGUGGCAUGGCCGGAGAAACAUUUACAGAUUAUCGACCACCAAAAGUAUCUAUUGGACCUCCACACCCAGAUCCUGUUGUGGAGACAUCUUCAUUGGCUGCAGUGCAGCCACCAGAUCCUACCUAUGAUCCAAAAUCUAAAGAUAUUUUGGAAAGUUCAAAGGCUUUAUCAUGUUUGCAAAUUGAGACCUUGGUCUAUGCUUGUCAGAGACACCUUCAGCACCUCCCCGGUGGAGCUAGGGCAGGAUUCUUUAUUGGAGAUGGAGCUGGUGUAGGUAAAGGUCGAACAAUUGCAGGUCUAAUUUGGGAGAAUUGGCACCAUGGAAGGAGAAAAGCAUUGUGGAUUUCUAUUGGUUCUGACUUGAAGUUUGAUGCUAGAAGAGACUUGGAUGAUGCAGGUGCAACAUGUAUUGAAGUGCAUGCUUUGAACAAACUACCUUAUUCUAAGCUUGAUUCAAAGUCUGUUGGGAUCAGGGAGGGAGUUGUCUUCUUGACAUACAAUAGCCUUAUAGCAUCUUCAGAGAAAGGUCGUUCUCGUCUUCAGCAGCUUGUGCAGUGGUGUGGACCAGGGUUUGAUGGCCUUGUAAUUUUUGACGAGUGUCACAAAGCAAAGAAUUUGGUCCCUGAAGCUGGUAGUCAGCCAACACGCACAGGAGAAGCAGUGCUUGAGAUUCAGGAUCGACUACCUGAAGCUCGUGUUGUUUAUUGCUCAGCAACUGGUGCAUCUGAACCCCGCAAUUUGGGUUAUAUGGUUAGACUUGGUCUUUGGGGAGAUGGAACUUCUUUCUCUGAGUUCCGUGAAUUUUUGGGUGCUCUUGAUAGAGGGGGUGUUGGAGCUCUAGAAUUAGUUGCCAUGGACAUGAAAACAAGGGGGAUGUAUUUAUGCCGGACACUUAGUUAUGAGGGUGCUGAGUUUGAAGUUAUUGAAGCACUGUUAGAAGAUAAAAUGAUGGACAUGUAUAAAAAGGCAGCGGAAUUUUGGGCAGAAUUACGAGUAGAAUUGCUGUCAGCUAGUGCCUUCCUAAAUGAUAAACCUAACACUAGUCAACUAUGGCGAUUGUACUGGGCAAGCCACCAGCGUUUCUUUAGACACAUGUGUAUGUCUGCUAAAGUCCCUGCUACUGUAAGACUAGCAAAGCAAGCAUUAGUUGAUGAAAAAUGUGUAGUCAUUGGUCUUCAGAGUACUGGUGAAGCAAGGACGGAGGAAGCUGUGACAAAAUAUGGUUCUGAACUCGAUGACUUUGUUUCCGGACCUCGAGAAUUGCUGCUUAAAUUUGUGGAAGAGAAUUAUCCAUUACCAGAGAAACCUGAGCUCCUUCCAGGAGAGGAUGGUGUUAAGGAGCUCCAAAGGAAGAGGCACUCUGCAACCCCUGGUGUUUCAUUAAAAGGAAGGGUCAGAAAAGUAGCCAAGUUGCAACCUCCUAGUGAUGCAGAAAGUGACGAAGAAUCUGAAAGUGAUUCUGACAUUGAAUCUAAUGAUUCUGAUGAGGAGUUUCAGAUAUGUGAAAUUUGCACCACUGAGGAGGAAAGGAAAAAAAUGUUACAGUGUUCCUGCUGUGAUGAAUAUCUUCUAGCAAGGCAAGCCUACAUAGCCGAACUCCAGAAGAGAUAUGAUGCAGCCUUGGAACGUAGGACCAAAAUAUUAGAGAUCAUUCGUUCUUUGGAUCUUCCAAAUAAUCCCUUGGAUGAUAUUACUGACCAGCUAGGAGGGCCCGAAAAAGUUGCAGAAAUUACAGGAAGGAGAGGCAUGCUUGUGAGGGGCCCUACCGGAAAGGGUGUAACUUAUCAGGCUCGUAAUACAAAGGAUGUCACCAUGGAAAUGGUUAACAUGCACGAAAAGCAGCUUUUUAUGGAUGGAAAAAAGUUUGUUGCUAUUAUUUCUGAAGCUGGAUCAGCUGGUGUUUCUUUGCAGGCAGAUAGGAGAGCGGCAAAUCAGAAAAGAAGGGUUCAUUUAACGCUAGAGCUUCCGUGGAGUGCUGACCGUGCAAUUCAGCAAUUUGGAAGAACUCAUAGAUCAAAUCAAGCUUCAGCACCAGAAUACAGGAUACUCUUUACUAAUCUUGGUGGAGAACGACGAUUUGCAUCAAUUGUUGCGAAGAGAUUAGAAUCUCUCGGUGCUUUGACUCAGGGCGACCGCAGGGCUGGGCCUUCUUUAAGUGCUUAUAAUUAUGAUAGUGCUUAUGGAAAGAGGGCUCUGGUGAUUAUGUACAAAGGAAUAAUGGAGCAGGAUUCUCUACCUGUUGUUCCUCCGGGAUGUUCAUCUGAGAGACCAGAUACUAUUCAAGAUUUCAUUAUGCAGGCAAAAGCUGCUCUUGUAUCUGUUGGGAUAGUUAGGGACACAGUUCUUGGAAACGGUAAAGAUCCUGGAAGGUUAUCUGGUCGAAUUAUUGAUUCAGAUAUGCACGAAGUUGGACGAUUCCUCAACCGGCUUUUGGGGCUACCUCCUGAUAUUCAGAACGGGCUAUUUGAGUUAUUUGUGAGUAUCUUGGAUCUUCUCGUUCGGAAUGCACGCAUUGAAGGUAACCUCGACACAGGAAUAGUUGACUUGAAAGCUAAUGUCAUAGAACUACAAGGGACUCCAAAGACAGUUCAUAUUGAUCAAUUGACUGCGGCUUCAACCGUUCUGUUUACAUUCAUCUUGGAUCGGGGGAUCACGUGGGAGUCAGCAAGUAACAUGCUGAAUGAAAAACAGAAAGAUGGGCUUGGCUCAGCCAAUGAUGGCUUCUAUGAGUCCAAGAGGGAAUGGUUGGGAAAACGUCAUUUCAUUUUAGCGUUUGAAUGUUCUGCUUCGGGUAUGUAUAAGAUAGUCCGUCCUCCCGUUGGGGAAUCAAACCGGGAGAUGCCUCUAUCUGAAUUGAAAAGUAAAUACAGAAAAGUUUCGUCAAUAGAAAAGGCUCAAACUGGUUGGGAAGAGGAAUAUGAAGUUUCAUCUAAACAGUGCAUGCACGGUCCCAAUUGUAAGAUUGGCAGCUUCUGUACAGUCGGAAGAAGACUACAGGAAGUAAAUGUCUUGGGUGGCCUCAUUCUUCCUGUUUGGGGAACAAUAGAAAAAACCCUUUCUAAGCAGGCCCGCCUAAGCCAUAGGAGGCUCCGAGUUGUUCGCAUAGAAACUACUACCGUGGAUAAAAAACGAAUUGUUGGGCUUCUUGUUCCUAAUGCAGCUGUUGAAACUGUCCUUCAAGGUUUAGCAUGGGUUAAAGAAAUUGAUGAUUGA
This is a messenger RNA of Vicia faba (fava bean), 3687 nucleotides long. Lineage: Eukaryota; Viridiplantae; Streptophyta; Magnoliopsida; Fabales; Fabaceae. The record is from the annotation of a GenBank genome assembly.